Nerophis lumbriciformis (worm pipefish) is the source of this 1156-nucleotide messenger RNA. It is a transcript of the gene hint2, whose product is annotated as histidine triad nucleotide binding protein 2. The record is from RefSeq and is a predicted model, not a curated record. Gene Ontology annotation, molecular function: catalytic activity. NCBI's taxonomy places the organism in Eukaryota, Metazoa, Chordata, Actinopteri, Syngnathiformes, Syngnathidae.
UUCCCAGGUUCCCUGAAGGCGGCACCAACAUAGCAAUGGCGGUACAGUUCUUUGAGUAGUUGCUUCGGUGUGGUUAAGUCUGAGUAAACUACUACUUGAGAUUGGAAUACCUCACCUCGGCCAUGUUUCAUCGACACAUUUUACGGACAUGUUUAUUCCCGAGUAGAGUGGCAAAACUCGGUCGUUUGCAACCUGUUUACAGAGCCCAGGCCGCCGAACAUUGUCGUCAUCACCAAACCCUCCAUGGUGGUGCCUGUGGGAAAUUGCCCCAACACCAAGAGAGUCCGCUUUGUACCGGAAGUGACGAGGUGCGCCUGGCAGAGGAGGCCAGCAGGAAGUAUGGCCCCCAGGCUCCGACCAUCUUCUCCAAAGUCAUCGACAAAAGCAUCCCUGCAGACAUCAUCUACGAGGACGACAAGUGCUUGGCUUUUAGGGAUAUCAGUCCGCAGGCCCCGGUGCACUUCCUGGUCAUUCCAAGGAUCGCCAUUCCCAGGAUAAGUCAAGCCCACGAUGAUGAUGCUGAGCUCUUAGGACAUUUACUGGUGGUGGCCAAGAAUGUGGCCGAGCAACAAUCGCUAACCGAAGGUUAUCGAGUGGUCAUCAACGACGGAAAACACGGCGCUCAGUCCGUCUACCACCUUCACGUCCACGUGUUAGGAGGGAGACAGAUGACAUGGCCGCCAGGAUGAAUAACAGCUGUUUUUAAACCUUUGAUUGAUAACAACUGCGAGUGUGACGUGUCAGACGUGGCGCGAUGCACUGACCUGUGUGCACUUCAAGGAGGUUACUGCCAGUCACCCGGGAGCCAACAUGAACUUUGACCUACAUUUCCUUCCAACAACAAAAGGCUGCAGGUUUGCCUUGUGUCACAUUUGAGUCUUUUGGCUGCACGUCAAGUUGUCGUGUUCACGCCGUGGAAAUCCUACAAACAAGUGGACCCUCCAAGUCAAACAUGUUUUCCCCCCCACAGAAAAUCAUGCAAUCUGUUCCAGGGUCAAACUGUCACCCUAUAAAAACCCUUAUUACCUGUACAUGUGAUGUUCAUUUUGCAUAGGAAACUCUUUGAUGAAUAUAACUGACUGAUGGUAACUUUCUUUGCUUGUUGCAGGAUCAGAUGAUAUUACAGUGAUGCAGUACAUGUUCUGUCAGAAUAAUA